Molecule: messenger RNA, 1593 nt
Organism: Hyla sarda
Lineage: Eukaryota; Metazoa; Chordata; Amphibia; Anura; Hylidae
Gene: TFCP2L1
Product: transcription factor CP2 like 1
Biological process (GO): regulation of transcription by RNA polymerase II
Cellular component (GO): nucleus
Molecular function (GO): RNA polymerase II cis-regulatory region sequence-specific DNA binding; DNA-binding transcription activator activity, RNA polymerase II-specific
Source: RefSeq, a predicted model, not a curated record
GGGCGGUGUGUGGGUGUAGUCCCGAGCGGUCUCGUUAUGACAGGAGGGGCGCUUUAGCUGUUUUGGUUACGUAUUAGGGGGUCUCUGUGACACUCGGGUCUCUAUAGGGGAGCGGGGGGCAGGCAGAGCUCGCUGGGCUGAGGCCGGGGAUCGCAGCUCUGUGGAUUGUGCCUGGAUCUGCUGCCCGAUCAGUGUCAGCUGAAAAUGCUCUUCUGGCACACACAGCCUGAGCACUACAACCAGCACACGAGCGGAAGCUACCUGCGUGACGUCCUCACUUUGCCAAUUUUUAAGCAAGAGGAACAUCAUCACCUCUCCCCUGAUACGGAUGCAAAGCUGCCCCCCUUCCAGUAUGUCCUAUGCACCGCUACCUCCCCUGCCAUUAAACUGCAUGAAGAGACCCUGACAUAUCUCAACCAAGGACAGUCGUACGAAAUUCGCCUCCUUGACAAUAGAAAAUUGGGAGAAUACCAAGAGCUGAAUAGUAAACACAUCAAGAGCAUCAUACGAGUGGUUUUUCAUGACCGGCGGCUGCAGUACACGGAGCAUCAGCAGCUAGAAGGCUGGAGAUGGAGCCGACCCGGAGAUCGUAUUCUUGACAUAGAUAUCCCUCUAUCUGUCGGUAUAUUGGAUCCCCGAGCAAGUCCAACACAGCUAAAUACUGUGGAGUUCUUGUGGGAUCCCUGCAAGCGAACCUCGGCAUUCAUUCAGGUGCACUGUAUUAGCACAGAGUUCACACCAAGAAAGCAUGGGGGAGAGAAGGGCGUUCCGUUCAGGAUUCAGAUCGAUACGUUCAAACAGAAUGAGAAUGGAGAAUACACGGAACAUCUACACUCAGCCAGCUGCCAGAUCAAGGUCUUCAAGCCUAAAGGAGCAGACCGGAAGCAGAAGACCGAUCGGGAGAAGAUUGAGAAACGGACCGCGCCGGAAAGAGAGAAAUACCAGCAGUCAUACGAUACCACCAUACUGACAGAGUGUUCACCGUGGCCGGACCUGCCUUAUCAGUCAAACAGCUCGUCUUCCCCUGGAUACAACAGCUCCCCGACCAGCUUUAACCUCGGAGAUGGCAACUGCUCUCCAACCCCUCAGGUGGAACCUCCUCCCCUAAGAAAUGAUAAAGCAGUUUCUGGAUUUCAGAAUGAAACUUGGAAUCUGGAGGAGAAGGGAAAGUAUCUUGUGCCUUCAGCAACCAUCCAAGACGUGCAGCAGUGGCUUCAGCGCAACAGAUUCCCUCAGUACUGCCGGCUGCUGUCCAGUUUCUCUGGCGCUGACUUACUAAAGAUGACCAAAGAAGACUUCAUCCAAGUAUGCGGCCCGGCCGAUGGCAUCCGGCUCUUCAAUGCAGUGAAGGGGAGGAAUGUGAGACCCAGGCUAACCAUAUAUGUCUGCCACGAAUCUGAGCAGAACAGGUCUGUCCUGCAGCACAAGCGAGAGAAUGGAGACUUGUGUGUGUACCAUGCAAUAUUCUUGGAAGAGCUGACAGCCAUGGAAUUAAUGGAGAAGAUUGCAAACCUGUACACCAUCUCCCCACAGCAAAUAAACCAGAUCUAUAGACAGGGACCAACAGGAAUCCAUGUGGUUGUGAGCACAGAG